UCACCAUUUUUCUCAUAUCUCUUUUCUUCUGAGGCGGGCUCAUCUCUUACUGCCCUCCCCCUUUCCUUUAUUUUGCUGUCCUCCCUUUAGAAAACAGUAGGGAAAAAAUGGCCGCCACAGAUGUUGAAUACCGAUGCUUCGUCGGUGGGUUGGCUUGGGCCACCACCGACCAAACUCUCGGAGACGCUUUCUCUCAGUACGGCGAAAUCAUCGAAUCGAAGAUCAUUAACGAUCGCGAGACUGGGAGAUCCAGGGGAUUCGGGUUCGUGACCUUCAGGGAUGAGCAAGCCAUGAGGGAUGCGAUUGAGGCGAUGAACGGCCAGAAUCUCGACGGGCGUAACAUCACGGUCAACGAGGCUCAGUCACGCGGCAGCGGCGGGGGCGGAGGCGGAGGCGGAUUCCGCGGCCCACGCCGUGAGGGUGGAGGUGGUGGCUACGGAGGUGGCCGUCGCGAGGGAGGAUACGGCGGUGGAGGUGGCUACGGUGGUGGCCGUCGCGAAGGUGGUUAUGGAGGUGGUGACCGUGGCUACGGCGGCGGUGGCGGGUCUCGUUACUCCAGAGGCGGUGGUGCUUCAGACGGAAACUGGAGGAGUUAAAUUUUAGGAGCUUUUUAGGGGUGGGGGUGAUCUGUUCAAGGUGGUUGCGUUGAGUUGUCUUAGAUGUUUUCCUAGCUCCCUUUUCUGGGGGGUUGGGGUGGGGUGUUGUGUUGUGGGGCCUGGGUAGUGGUUGUUUGGAAUUUACGAUUAUGAUCUGUUGAAGUUGGUCUUGGUUAUGGUUGCUUUGUUACAGUGCGUACUUUUUUGACCGCUGGUUCGUUGGUUACGUUUUAUGUCAUUGUCCUCGUUGUGAAAAAAAAAUCGAAAUUUACGGAGUUCCGUGGAAUGAAGUAAAUCAAGGUUCAGAAUCACCAUGAUUUUUUUGUCUC
Molecule: messenger RNA, 925 nt
Organism: Coffea eugenioides
Lineage: Eukaryota; Viridiplantae; Streptophyta; Magnoliopsida; Gentianales; Rubiaceae
Product: glycine-rich RNA-binding, abscisic acid-inducible protein-like
Exons: 2
Coding region: 108-596 (162 amino acids)
Molecular function (GO): mRNA binding
Source: RefSeq, a predicted model, not a curated record